Molecule: messenger RNA, 2302 nt
Organism: Gambusia affinis (western mosquitofish)
Lineage: Eukaryota; Metazoa; Chordata; Actinopteri; Cyprinodontiformes; Poeciliidae
Gene: ttc38
Product: tetratricopeptide repeat domain 38
Exons: 14
Coding region: 89-1489 (466 amino acids)
Molecular function (GO): protein binding
Source: RefSeq, a predicted model, not a curated record
AAUAAAUGACUUCCGGUGAGGAAUCCCUAAAGGAAACAGCUGUUUGAGGUGGGGAAGUUUUCUACAGCUGCAGAAAGUAACGUCAGAAAUGAUUGCAUCGAGUUUCAGGGACUGUCAGGCGUGGAAAGAUGAGGCUCUCCCGCUAUCUACCAGCAGCAAUGAGGCGUCCAAACUGUAUGACGCCAUUCUCACACAGUAUGUGAAAUGGAGAAAUGACGAAACACUGGGAGGAAUUGAAGGAUGUAUUUCUGCUAUCCAGACAGCUGACCCUAACUUUGUUAUGGGUCAUGUGAUCAGCACUGGGUUGGAGCUGGUUGCCACGACGAGCAGCCCCCGGCUGGACGAGCGUCUGGCCAGCGCUGUGAGGCGAACGGUGGAGCUCGCCAGCAGCCAGGAUAUUUCUCCCCGGGAGAAGCUCCAUGUCAGAGCUGUGGAGCUCUUCUCACACGGGAAUUUCCCAAAAGCCUGUGAAGUGUGGGAGGAAAUCCUGCUUGAUCAUCCCACUGACAUGCUGGCUCUGAAGUUCGCCCAUGACGCCUACUUCUACAUGGGGGCCCAAACUCAGAUGAGGGACUCUGUGGCCAGAGUGCUGCCCUACUGGAAGCCUCACAUACCGUUGUUCAGUUACCUGAAAGGACAAUACUCCUUCGGCCUCCUGGAGACUCGUCUCUAUGACCAGGCUUUGAAAGUGGCCAUGGAGGGUCUCUCCUUGACCCCUGAUGAUGCUUGGUCCGUCCACUCUGUGGCCCACGUCUAUGAGAUGAAGGCAGAGGUGGACAAAGUCCUGAAUUUCAUGGAUAGCAGAGAGAAAGACUGGCAGGGGUCUGACAUGCUGGCCAGUCACAACUAUUGGCACUGGGCUUUAUGCUUCAUCGAGAGGGGGGAACAUGAAGCGGCUCUGCAGAUCUACGACUCCCAGAUAUUCAAGCGUUGUAAAGCCUCCGGCGCCAUGCUCGACGUUGUAGACGCCUGUUCAAUGCUCUACAGACUGGAGAUGGAAGGUGUGUGUGUGAAGGAGCGCUGGCGGGAGCUGCUGCAGGUAACCCAGCCGCACACCGACGACCACGUCACGCUGUUCAAUGACCUCCACUUCCUCAUGGUGGCGCUGGGGGCCGACCAGGACGGGGCCGCUCGGCGCCUCCUAGAGGGCCUCCAGGAACUGGCCAGGGAACCGGGCGACAAUCAGCAGCAUCAGCUGGCAAAGAGCUUAGGCAUACCGAUGUGUGAAGCUAUGAUGGAGUACAAGCAGGGCAACUUCAGCCAAGCUGUGGCGCUGUUGCACCCGUUACGUUACCGCGUGGUGGACAUCGGCGGCAGCGACGCUCAGAGAGAUCUGUUCAACCAGCUGCUUAUUCAUGCAGCCAUGAAGUCGGACAACAAGCAACAUCACAAACUGGGAAGAUGUCUGCUGGUGGAGCGUGACGCCGUGCGGCCCAACUCCCCUCUGACCCAGCGCCUCGUUCAGAAAGCGCUGGCUCUUCACGGCUAGGAUUGCAGCAGAGCGCGGGCGGGUCCCACGUGAAAACAUCAAAGCGCUGCUCUAAUCUGAUUUUGUGUUGUUUGGGUUUAGGAGACAUCAAACCCACACGAAGGAGCUCCACACCGUUGACCAGAUCGUGCUUCAGGCUCCUGAACAUUCCUCACUGAAUGUAAAAUUAUGAAGAAAUUGUUUGAAAAAUCUGUUGUAUUAUACAAUUUAAAGUAUUAUGCACAUUUAUUUGCAAAUGUUUAACUUUUCAAUACACAUUUCUAUUAGUAAAGAGAGAACCAAUAAAUAAACACUUUGCACUAUGCAUGUGUGUCACAGUAAAGUGCAUGAAAACAGUUUUUCCAAAGGAUAUGGAAUCUAGAUGUGCUGACGCCGAUUGGAUGAGUUGAGCACCAGAACUUCUUCCUGCUGCCCUCAAAACGGCGAAGCAAUCUCAUUUUGGAUCUGAGAGAUCAGGAUCUGGGACAGCACAAUGCCGGCAAUCUAGAAAACAUCAGAACACGGCAGUAAUGAGCGUCUCAAGGUCCCGUUGGAACCGAUGCUGCUGCUCUCCGUUUGGCACAGUCAAACAAAUAAACUCAUUUACAUCUUAAACUUUUUCACAUUAAAACCUUUUGCAUUCAGCCUUUUAUGCCUCAGAAGUAACUUAUUACCUGAAUAUUUUUACUAUUAGUCCAACAUGAAAAACAUAAACCUGAUUUGUCCUUAAGUCCAAAUAUGAAAAAAAUAUUUUCCUUUUUCUUGACAAAUCAGUUUGUUAAAAAUGUUAAGGGGUUUAGAUACUUUGGUCACUUUAAGAACAGCAACCUGUAA